AUGGCCACCACCGCCACCGCCCACCCCGACUCCAAGGAGCUCAACGGCACCAAUGGUACCUCCGCCACCGACCACGCCGCUGCCACGCCCAAGCAGCGUACGCCGUACGACUAUGGCGGCAAUCCGUUGGCUCACGUUGUCACUAAUGAUCCUUCUAUGCGUCUUCCAGCCUUCGGCGGUGAAUUCCAGCCGGGCUCGUACCGCGCUCCCAAGAAGGACUUCGCCAACCCUGCUCCACUCGGUCUCUCUGCUUUCGCCCUCACCACUUUCGUCCUGUCUUUGAUCAACAUGAAGACGUGCGGCAUCGGCGAACCCAACAUUGUCGUCGCUCUCGCCUACGGUUACGGUGGUCUCGUUCAGCUGCUCGCCGGUAUGUGGGAAAUGGCUGUGGGCAACACUUUUGGUGCCACCGCCCUGUCCUCGUACGGUGGCUUCUGGCUAUCCUUCGCCAUCGUCCUGACCCCUGGCGGCUUUGAAAUUGCCUCUACACUCGAGGCCGCCGGCGCCGCGCAGUUCACCAACUCUUUUGGUCUUUACCUGAUGGGCUGGUUCAUCUUCACCUUCAUCCUGCUGAUGUGCACCUUGCGCUCGACCGUGGCCUUCUUCUUCCUCUUCUUCACGCUUGACCUGGCCUUCCUCAUGCUCGGCAUCGGCUACCUGAGGGCCACCGACGGCGUUCCCCACGCUGGCCUCAUCACAGCCGGAGGUGCUUUUGGUAUCCUGGCCGCCUUUGCCGCCUGGUACAAUGCUCUUGCUGGUAUCGCCGACUCGACCAACAGCUUCUUCGUCAUCCCUGUCGCACACUUCCCUUGGUCCGACAAGGGCCGUGAGAGGCGCAAGAAGGUCGACAACAGCGCUGCGCGCGCCGACCAUUCUGUUUAA
Messenger RNA from Diplodia corticola, 882 nucleotides. Its product is annotated as gpr fun34 family protein. Gene Ontology annotation, molecular function: acetate transmembrane transporter activity. Gene Ontology annotation, cellular component: plasma membrane. The coding region runs from base 1 to 882 and encodes 293 amino acids. The transcript has 4 exons. Lineage: Eukaryota; Fungi; Ascomycota; Dothideomycetes; Botryosphaeriales; Botryosphaeriaceae. The record is from RefSeq and is a predicted model, not a curated record.